AUGCCCGUCACCAAACCGCCCCCGACUUCCCAUAUUAUGAUGCUAUCGUAUUUACAAGCUUUCAGCGAAUCCAUGGCCGACAACCCCCCGGUGAGACAAAGAUCGUCACUCCAGGAGUUGGUCGACGCACACGAUCGAGUAAUAGAUGAUCUACGAGAAAUGGGCGAUCCAUCACCAGAUAGACAGCGCGAUGUUCUCGUGGCCCGUAUGGCCCUCGGUGCCGCUGCAUCGACAAAGCGGUGCCUUGAAGAGAACCCCGAACUAAUCUCUCAACUUGAUGAUGAGCUUCGAGACCGGGCCAUGGCUGUGAUAAAUCAUCUUCAAACCUUCAAUUCAAAAUUGAAUGAGAAGAUGGAAGAGUAUCUAGAGCAGGCGAAGGAGAAAUAG
Messenger RNA from Penicillium cosmopolitanum, 387 nucleotides. RefSeq lists its product as uncharacterized. NCBI's taxonomy places the organism in Eukaryota, Fungi, Ascomycota, Eurotiomycetes, Eurotiales, Aspergillaceae. The coding region runs from base 1 to 387 and encodes 128 amino acids. The record is from RefSeq and is a predicted model, not a curated record. The transcript has a single exon.